AUGCCUGCCACCAAGUUCGACAUCUGGGGUAUGCCCUUGCCUGUGGAAGGCUCCCAUUUUGAGGAAGACUACCCGCCGGAGGAAAGCUACCCGGAGGCCUCCUGGACGGGCGAUACCGAGGCCGGAUACUACUACGAGGACGGCUAUGAAUACGACGGAGAGGAGGACGCCGGCUUUCCCUGGCCGCCAGAGAACCGUGUGCCUGGGCCCAGCGGCCUGAAGUUCUUCAGGAGUAGCUACGACCUGGAGCUCGCGGACCCGAGCGGCAAAGACACCGUCAUCGUCAAGGUCGGCGCAGAACCAGAUGCCAGCACCUUUUGCCUGCCGGCCGCGGCGCUGCUGCAGACGUCCGAGUUCUUCCGCACCAAGCUGAAGCCGGUGUGGUUCGACCAGGAGUCGCGCACGGUUACGCUUGCCGACGUCGACCCAGCGGUCUUCGACCUCUAUGCCCGCUGGCUGGUCACCGGCGCCGAGAUCCUGGUCGACGAGGAUGACUGGAAAGCCGCGUACACGGAGUACAUCAAGUGGCGGCUGGAGGUGCAAGACGACAAGGAGCAGCACCAGGUGGAUGCGGGGAAGCAGAAGUGUCCGGUGACGGUGUGGGACUUUGGGCUCACAACGAAGGCGUGGUUUCUCGGCAACUUUUUGAUGAGCGCUGACUUCCAGAACCACUGCCUGGGCCUCCUGUACUACCUAAACCUCAGGUAUGACCACGUCGUGUACGAUCCAGAGUACUACGAGGAGGACGAUCGGGAGGACGCGACCUGGCACUGGGGAACGCUCGCUUAUUUGGACCUCGAAGACGUGCUGGACACCUGGGAGAUGACGGAGCACGACGAGGACAUGCGCCACCCCCUGCGGCUCUUCUACCGCGACUGGCUGAAGCGGUACUGGGACAGCUACCAGGUAUCAGACUGGGACUACAAGGCGCUGGAAGAUGCUGACGACCUCAUCGACCACUGUCCCGGGCUGGCGAAGGAGCUCUUUCGGGGAAUGUCCUACGGCAAAGGAGACCGCAGGCAGCACUGCAUGAAGACGCCCGCCGAAUACUGGGUCUCGGCAGAUUCCUACGAGAAGAGGGAGGAGUCGGUGGAGAUAUAUCGCCGUGCUCGUUACUCCGGGAAGCUCCCGCAUCGGCGGGAGAGUGUUUCUUUGGGCCCGCCGCAGUGGAACUCCGAGCCUGUGUGA
Trematosphaeria pertusa is the source of this 1188-nucleotide messenger RNA. RefSeq lists its product as uncharacterized. Bases 1 to 1188 code for a protein of 395 amino acids. Lineage: Eukaryota; Fungi; Ascomycota; Dothideomycetes; Pleosporales; Trematosphaeriaceae. The transcript has a single exon. The record is from RefSeq and is a predicted model, not a curated record.